Molecule: messenger RNA, 1407 nt
Organism: Octodon degus (degu)
Lineage: Eukaryota; Metazoa; Chordata; Mammalia; Rodentia; Octodontidae
Gene: Wee2
Product: WEE1 homolog 2
Exons: 10
Coding region: 1-1407 (468 amino acids)
Biological process (GO): protein phosphorylation; mitotic cell cycle; regulation of meiosis I
Cellular component (GO): nucleus
Molecular function (GO): magnesium ion binding; non-membrane spanning protein tyrosine kinase activity; ATP binding
Source: RefSeq, a predicted model, not a curated record
AUGCUUGUCCAGGGCUAUGGACAUGCUCUCUACUUUAAGAUGCAGAAACUUUUAUGGGCCUGUCUUGAUAAGGUCCUUUGCAUUCAGUGUAUUUUCUGGUGCCUCCAACUGAACCAGAUCAUCUUUAAUGCCCCCUUUAGCAAUCAGAGUCUGCUGAGCCAGCUGGAGAUUUCUUCAACUGGGAAGGUUGUUCCACGCAGCGUUAAGCACAUGGAGGUCACGCCUCCUCAUUUCAUGGAGGAGGCCAGCUCAGAGAUUCUAGUCAAGUUUAAUCCUUUCCUCUCUGAGUCCUAUAAGACACUAUUCUUUCAAUCAAAGGUCAAGAGGAAAAUCCCAGGAUAUCUAAGCGUUAUAAAAGAAACCAACAUGCCUUCCCGCUAUAAAAAGGAAUUCUUAAAGCUAGAGGAAGUUGGCGUUGGGAAAUUUGGUACCGUCCACAAGUGCAUUAAGAGGCUGGACGGAUGUGUUUAUGCCGUAAAGCGCUGCACAAAACCGCUGCAAUCUUCAUCAAACGAAGAUGCGUAUUUACGUGAAGUUCAUGCUUACGCAGUGCUUGGGCAUCAUCCCCAUGUGAUAGGCUACUACUCCUCCUGGUCAGAAGACAACUACCUGAUCAUUCAAACUGAAUACUGCAAUGGCGGAAGCUUGAAAAAUGCCAUAUCUGAGAACACGGAGUCUGGUAAUCAUUUCUCAGAGCUGAAACUCAAGGACAUCCUUCUGCAACUCGCCUUAGGGCUGAAGUACAUCCACAAGUGUAACUUGGUACACAUGGACCUCAAGCCUAGUAACAUCUUCAUUUAUCAUAACCUCAUAUGUGAUUCUCCUGGAGUCCCAGAAGAGAGUGAAAAUGAAGCUGACUGGUUUCUCUUUGCCAGGGUCAUAUAUAAAAUUGGUGACCUGAGCCUUGUGACAUCAAUAAAAAAACCAGAAGUGAAAGAAGGAGAUAUUCGUUUCCUAGCUAAUGAGAUUUUUCGAGAGAAUUAUCAACACCUUCCCAAAGUUGACAUAUUUGCCCUAGGGUUAGUGAUUGCAAUGGCAGCAGGGGUGGAGACUCUACCCAGCUUCGGUGAUCAGUGGGAAUCCAUCCGUAAAGGUGUCUUCCCGGAUGUUCCUCAGAAGCUCACAGAAGAUUUUCACAACUUGCUCAAGAGUAUGAUCCACCCUGACCCUCAGAAAAGACCUUCUGCAGCAGAUCUGGUCCGUAGUCCAGUCCUCUGGCCCUCCCUGAAGACAGAAGAGGAGCUCCAGAGGCUUCUAGAUGUGGAGAAGUCUAAGACGGCUACACUGGAAAGGGAACUGAGAAAAGUCCAACAGGCCCUGUCCCUCCAUGGAGGAGGCCACCACGGCAACCCUGAGAGCUCCGAGGGACAAACAGAACCAAGAAGCACCAAACACCUGGAGGGCUGA